Molecule: messenger RNA, 1521 nt
Organism: Thyridium curvatum
Lineage: Eukaryota; Fungi; Ascomycota; Sordariomycetes; Thyridiales; Thyridiaceae
Exons: 5
Coding region: 1-1521 (506 amino acids)
Source: RefSeq, a predicted model, not a curated record
AUGUUGAAUAUGAUUCUCACAGCAGCUUUUGUUUCGCUUGCCUUGCUCUCUGGUACCGCUACAGCGAGACCUGGAUGCGGCGUUGAGUGUGCGGACUUGGAAACCCUUCAAGGCUUGAAUCUCCCGGGCUGUACGCAAUUCAAUGCAACUCCCGUUGCUGCAAGCUCACUGUCCAUUCCUCAGGCCUCCAUCAACGGUGGGAACAAGGCUGCCUUUUGCCGAGUCGUCGGUAUCAUCCCGUAUGGUCCUGAUGGAAACAACACUCUAAACUUUGAGUUGUGGCUGCCUGCCAAGUCAAACUAUGACGGACGCUACGUGGCUGUUGGUAAUGGAGGUUUUGCUGGCUCCAUUGACUAUGUUUCAAUGUUGCAACAAUUGAACAACGGCCAUGCUGUUGCAGGAGGUGAUGGAGGGCAUCCGUUGUCCGAGAAUGGCGAGACAAAGCCUGGAUCCUAUGUAGCUUUCUUCCAUGACAGGUCGAAGGUAUUGACAUGGAUACGAGACUCAAUCGCCAUGUUCACCCGGCCGGCAAAAAAGCUCACCAGUGUGUACUACGGAAGAUCUCCAAAGAAGAUGUACUACGUUGGAUGUUCCACUGGCGGAGCGCAAGGUUUUGCUUUGGCCCAGUUCCACCCCAGAGUCUUCGACGGCAUCUCGGCGGGCUGCCCCGGCAAUUGGUACUCGCACCUGAUCCUUUCUUUUCUCUUCAAUGGUGUGAACUCGAAUCGGAAGGGUGCCUUCCUCAGUCAAGAUGCCCUAAACCUAAUCAGCGACUCAGUCAUUGACGAGUGUGAUGCCAUUGAUGGAGUCAAAGACCGCGUCGUAUCCGACCCUGCCAAGUGUCCCUUCGACGUCACCAAGCUUCAAUGCUCUGGGAAUCAGGAACCUCUGGUCAACAACAAGACGGUCUGCUUGACUCAGCCUCAGAUUGAAAACGUAAAGGAGUUCUACGCUGGACCCAAGGAUUCACGCAACGGCAAGCCAGUCUACCCCGGCUUUGCACCCGGAUCGGAGGGUGCGUGGAUGUUCCAGGAGUCUGCGCUAUACUUGCAAUACGGUGUUCCCAUCCUGCAAAACCUUGUUUUCGACAAUCUGAGCUACGACUACACCACCUUCAAUUGGGGCUCGGAUGUCGAUAUGGUGGACAAGAAGGCCAGCCCCUACAUUGAUCACAUCUCGCCUGAUCUGGAGACAUUCCGCAAGCAUGGAGGCAAGAUGCUUGUCACCCAAGGGUGGGCUGAUCCCUUCAAUUCUCCUUACUGGCCUAUCGAGCAUCGUGAACAGCUGCGAGGUGUAUCCGGCGACAAGCUCGAUGAUUUCUUCUCGCUAUUCAUGAUCCCGGGAGGUGGACACUGCGGUACUUCUCCACCAUAUCCCUAUGUCCCAUCAACCUACAAUACCUUCGAGCGUAUGGUGGAAUGGGUCGAGCAUGGCAAGGUGCCUGAGGACUUGAUAGGAACGCAACCGGCCGAUGGCAGCAAUACUACAGUGACUCUCCAUCCAUAUCCCCGGCCCCAAUAG